AUGGCCCUCCUCCGCCCCGCCAUUCUCGUCAUCUCCGACACCGCGGCCUCGGACCCUUCCACGGACAAGGCAAUCCCCACGCUCAGCGACGUGCUCGUCCAGGACGGAGCCGGGAAGUGGACCGAACCAUUAACAGCGAUCGUGAAGGACGACGUGGUGGAGAUCCAACGAGCCGUCCGCGCCUGGACAGACACGGAGAGUAACAACAGCGGCGGCGGGGUCGUCAACCUGGUCAUCACGACCGGAGGGACCGGCUUCGCCAGGCGGGAUUUUACCCCAGAGGCAAUCGCGCCUUUACUGCACCGCCAAGCUCCCGGGAUCGUGCACGCCAUGCUGGCGGCUUCGUUCCAGGUGACGCCCUUUGCGAUGAUGGCACGGCCGGUCGCGGGCGUGAGGAAUAAAUCCAUCGUCAUCACCCUGCCGGGGAGUCCCAAGGGGGCCAAGGAGAAUCUUCAGGCCGUGGUCAAGCUCUUGCCGCAUGCGUGCUUCCAGGCUGCAGGGGAGGACUCGCGCGCCGCACACUCGGGGGGUGUGAAGAAGCUGGAGAGGGAGGCUGGUGUUGUUUCUUCGUCGGCAAACAGUGCUCCGCCAGGCAAAUCUUCUACGGACAAUCAUUCCCAUUCCCAUUCACAUCAACAUGACCACGGCCAUAAUCACGAUCACGGGCAUAACCACUCGCAUGGCCACAGAAUCCCAAAAGCCCACACCACCCCCGCAGAACGACCGCAGUUGCAAUCCAAUGACCCCCGUCUCGGCGCCAGCCAGCGGUACCGCUCGUCACCAUACCCGAUGCUCAGCGUCUCGGAAGCCGUGUCAGUGAUUCUGCAAAACACCCCCCCUCCCACAGUCGAAGUGCGAGACCUUUCGCCCGACCUGGUAGGCUACGUCGUAGCCGAAGACAUCUACGCCAAGGAAGCCGUGCCGGCCUACCGAGCAAGUCUGGUGGACGGAUACGCCGUAAUCGUCCCGGACAAGUGUAACACGGAGGUAUCGGGCAAGCCAUCUGUACCUGGCACCGGCACCAAAGGCACUUUCCCCGUCGCCUCGGUGUCUCACGCCCAAGCCACAUCCCUCCCUCCACCGCUACAACCCGGUCAAAUUGCACGUAUCACUACGGGCGCCCCACUCCCCGAGAACGCCAACGCAGUAGUCAUGGUGGAAGACACGGUCAUCGCGACCCUCAGCCCCGACGGGCUGGAGGAACAAACCGUCGAGAUCCUCACCGACAAGAUCGUCCCAGGGGAAAACAUCCGCGAACCGGGCUCCGACGUCCAGCUCAACGACCUAGUCCUCACCAAAGGCACCCAACUCACACCCCUGGGAGGCGAGAUCGGCGUGCUCGCCGCCAGCGGCACGCGCCACGUCCCCGUAUACCGCAAGCCGCGCGUGGGCGUGCUCUCGACGGGCGACGAAGUCACCGACAUUACCCACCCGGGCCCGCUCACGGGCGGGAUGAUCCGCGACAGUAACCGGCCGGCCCUGCUGAGUUUGAUCCGCGGAUGGAACCUGUGCGAGGAAGUCGUGGACCUGCACGUCGCGCGCGACACGCCCGCGCAGGAACUCGAGCUCAAGCUGCGCGACGCGUUCCGAUUACACAGCGUCGACGUGGUGGUCACGACGGGAGGCGUGUCCAUGGGCGAGCUGGACCUGCUGAAACCGACCAUCGAGCGCGCCCUAGGUGGCACCGUCCACUUUGGCAGAGUCAGCAUGAAGCCUGGGAAGCCGACGACGUUUGCGAGUGUGUCGAUUAAAGAUAAAGAUAACGACCUGACUCGGAGAUCGUCCGCUAGCGCCACAACCGAAACUGACGCCGGUGCUCGUCCUGGCACCGCCAUCCACUCUAGCGAGCCCCAGGGCGACACCCGCCACGCCCACCGCCGCCGCCUCCUCUUCGGCCUCCCAGGCAACCCAGCCAGCGCGCUCGUCACGGCCAACCUGUUCCUCCUCCCCUGCCUGCAAAAACUGGUUGGCAUGCCCUCGCCCACGGGCCUCCCUCGCGUCAAGGUCCGCCUCCAAGGCCGACUGCGCUGCGACGCCGCGCGCACGGAAUACCAUCGCGCCGUCGUCGCCGUUGAUCCCACCUCCUCUGACGGUCGCCUCGUCGCGCGGAGUACGGGCAUGCAGCGGAGUUCGCGGGUCGGGAGUGUCGCGAGCGCAAAUGCCCUGCUCGUGAUGCCUGCGAGGGACGGUUUCGUCGACGAGGGCGCCGAGUGUGAGGCCUUGAUGAUGGGGUUGGUCAGGGGUUUCUAA
Molecule: messenger RNA, 2250 nt
Organism: Cladophialophora carrionii CBS 160.54
Lineage: Eukaryota; Fungi; Ascomycota; Eurotiomycetes; Chaetothyriales; Herpotrichiellaceae
Exons: 1
Coding region: 1-2250 (749 amino acids)
Biological process (GO): molybdenum incorporation into molybdenum-molybdopterin complex; Mo-molybdopterin cofactor biosynthetic process
Cellular component (GO): cytosol; cytoplasm
Molecular function (GO): molybdopterin molybdotransferase activity
Source: RefSeq, a predicted model, not a curated record